UGCGCGGUCGCUUUAAGGCAGCGCCGGGGCGGGGACGGGCCGGAGCGGCCGGAGGGCUGGCGGGCCGGGAGCCGCCUGUACGGCUGCAGUGGGGCCGGACGGGCGCAGUGCUGCCUCCUGGGUCGCGCCAGCAUGGAGGCGGCGGCCUGAGGGCCGGAGCCGAGCCGGGGCUAGAGCGCGCGUUGAUCUGAGCUGCUCACAAAGUGACAAAUUUCGGGCUGGUUCCCAAGUUUGAGUGAUCACCUGCAACCAGGGAGGACUACCAGACUAUGAUGAAGCGAGCUAGCUCCUGGGGUGACUGGUCCUCACGUCAGUCAGAUUUGCAUAUUGACCAACCUGCUGGAUCAAGUGUGACCUAUCAGAAACAUGGCAACCAGCGCCGUCCCCAGUGACAACCUCCCCACUUACAAGCUGGUGGUGGUGGGAGAUGGGGGUGUGGGCAAGAGCGCCCUCACCAUCCAGUUUUUCCAGAAGAUCUUUGUGCCUGACUAUGACCCCACCAUUGAAGACUCCUACCUGAAACAUACGGAGAUUGACAAUCAAUGGGCCAUCCUGGACGUUCUGGACACGGCCGGGCAGGAGGAGUUCAGCGCCAUGCGGGAGCAGUACAUGCGCACAGGGGAUGGCUUCCUCAUCGUCUACUCGGUCACAGACAAGGCCAGCUUCGAGCACGUGGACCGCUUCCACCAGCUCAUCCUGCGCGUCAAGGACAGAGAGUCAUUUCCUAUGAUCCUCGUGGCCAACAAGGUCGAUCUGAUGCAUUUGAGGAAAAUCACCAGGGAGCAAGGAAAAGAAAUGGCGACCAAACACAAUAUUCCAUACAUAGAAACCAGUGCCAAGGACCCACCUCUCAAUGUCGACAAAGCCUUCCACGACCUGGUGAGGGUAAUUAGGCAACAGAUUCCGGAAAAGAGCCAGAAGAAGAAGAAGAAAACCAAAUGGCGGGGAGACCGGGCCACCGGCACCCACAAACUGCAGUGCGUGAUCUUGUGACAGGCCUGAGACCCUGGCCGCAGUGACCAUGAACUGGCCGGCCCUCGGGACCCUCCACUGCCUAACUGCACUGAAAACCAUUUCUAACCAUGACCCUUGGCCCGAGGACCUGGCACAGGAAGGGAGAAAGGGAGGGUGGGCAGGAAGGAGACAGUCUCCGGCUUUGCCAAAAGGGCACAGGCUUCCCCGUGUCUCCUAAGAGACCGGGAAGCAAUGCUAACAGAAGCAGCACCCAAGCCCCUCAUGUUGAUUCAACCUGGUUUCUCCCCAUCUUUCAGUGGCUGUGUUGUUUCUGUCAAGUACACAGUAUUGAUCUGACAUUGAAGUGUGUACCUCGGACAAAGUACCAGACAAGCCAUGAUCAGUUCCCCAUUGGCUCCAGCCCCCGACCUGAAGUGUCUGGGCUUGGGUGUCUUUUGUAGAUUUUUAAAUUAUUUUAGUGGUUAUUAUUUUAUUACAGGGGUCUGUGCCCACUGACUAUUGAGGCUUUAAGUCUUCAGCAGGCCUCGCUGAGAACAUGUCUGGAAUAUCAUUGUUGUUGUUUUUAACUGAGUUUUCCCAGCAGUGCCAAAACUCAGCUCAACAUGGAGGGAAGUGGAGGGACCGAGAGCCUGGAAGUAACAGGGACUGUGGCCGGAGGCCUCAGGAUGAACACCCUACUUAUGGCCUUCAAGCUGGAGAGAAGAGAGAGGCAUUCACCCAGAAGGUUCUGCUGUGUUUGAAGUGCAGGCGUUAGGAAAUGGAAUUUCAUUUUGCUGAGUGGAGAGGCUGGCACAGGCGUGUCAGUUUUAAGAAGGUUUUUUCUUCUCCUUUUUAAAUGUAUAAACUAAGGAAGCUGGUUGGCUUUCCAAAGGGGCUUGUUUCCUUUUCAGGCAAUGCAGAUUCUGUUCUGCGCUCUGAGGGCGCUCCCAGACCUGUCACUUGCCGCUUUCUCACCGCCUGUGCUGCCUGGUGCCUCUUGGAUACAGACAGUGAGAUGGGCAUGUAUGUCUGAACACAUCACAGUAAGCUAACGUGGGCUUAGCUUAACAGUAAACUCAUGUUCAUGACGAACCUUAACCAAAAACGAUCCAAUACUGUUAUUACUAAAACAACACCAAGACCUGAAGCCAUUUUCCCUUCGAGUCCACUGACUGGCUACCACUUCUUAAAACCCAGUAAAUGAGCAAACCCCUGGAAGCAUUUGCAGACUUAGGAUUAGCUUGCCUUCCUGGCACACACUUUUCUUAACCUCUUGGAUCUUAACUCUAAUAUAUAAAUAAAGGAGAAAGAAGGAAUUGGGGUGAUGACAUGGCUCCCAUAGAGCUGUUUCUGUAAGGGGACACGCCCAGCUUCCUGACAAUGCCACUUGCCUCUCAGAUGUUUCUGGUGUGAUCCAGAGACUGGGUUUUCCCAGCCAGGGUGUGUGCAGGGGUAGCAAGACCAGCAGCGCACCACUGAGAGGAGGUCAGAAGACAAGGUAGCUUGGCUAGCGACCUGACUUUCUGUGUGACACAAAUCAGAUCCCUAGCAAACCAAAACAGCCCCAGCAGGUGACCUGGCUGCUCUGUGGAGAAAGAAAUCCUGAGAAAGUGAGCACCUAACUGGACAUCGAGACACCUGGAUUCUUAUCUGGUUUUGAAAGUGUGCGGAGUUCCUAACUCGGCAACAUCACCAGUACCAGGGGCCCAGCUGAAGUGAUUCUGCGUAGAAUGAAAUAAUUGGCACUUCUGUUAAUUAGAAAAUCAAACUCCUUUAUUUGUCUAAAUGGGCCUUUUUGGUCUGACCCUAAAAGGAAAGAUAACAAAGAACAUUCCAGAUUGAGCACCUCAGAGUGUCCCAAGAUCCUGCAAUGUUAAUGGACUUUUUAACCCUAACAGGACAAGGCUCUUUCCAGCCCUUAUGCUCCUCUGAGCCGAGUCCGCAGCAGCCCCAUGUGCAGAUGAGAUGAAGAGGCGGCAGCAAACAGGCGGGAAGAAGUAAGGAUGGAGAUUCUUGGCGGCGAAGGGGCGGAGGGCAGCGGCCACUGCUGGAAGACUAGCGGGCACAGACCGCCACCAGCACAACCCUGCCCCCUGCCCUCCAUGGAGCCUGUGACUCCGCAGCAGCGCCUGAUGGGAGAAUCACAUUGGAAACUGAUCAGCUGGCAUAGAAUGAAGCCCUUAGCCUUUAGCCACGAAGGUCACCAGAUAAAGGGUUUCCAUCUGCUGCUGGUGCCGGCAGGGCACCUGCCCACUGGCCCCAUCUUCCAGAAUAUCCUUCCUGCAGUCGUCCCACAACUCAGCUCCCUUCUUCGAGGGAGACCCUGGUUAAUGAAGGGCUGCCUGCUGCCAAGUCAGGGGUCAGCCUUCAUCGUCCAUGACCUUGUGUUGCCCAUAGGUGACACAUAAAUAACACUUUUAAAAGACAGGUCUGUGUUUGAGAAAACUGUGGGCCCUUGUGGCAGUGAGGGCUUCCAGACAAGCCAGAAUGGAGUGUACCCCGGGGGCGUCCCCAGCACAAUCUCAGUGGCCACAUGGCAGAGUCUGUUGGAACACCAGGUGGCCGUGCUACUCCGUGACUGAGGAGCCCGAUGGGACUCGUCUUUGAGGACAUUUUGGUGUUUCCACUAGUUUUCCAGACCACAUGAAUAGUGCUCCCUUCACAUCUCCUGGCACACAUCCUUCCUGAAAUCCCCUCACCCCAUGCCUUUGCCCCUGUGUGCUCGCAGAUUUCCUCCUAAAAUUUUGACAACCCCAAUUAGAGGGCUACUUUUUUCUCCAGCAGGUAAUCUUAGCCAUCUUCCCGACCCCUGUAGCCUGGGGCUCUAGCUACUGGCUUCUCCUGUACUUUGCUACACAGGGGUCACUUGGAUGGUUUCUCUUAGGACUCGGACCCCACCUUGUGUUGCUUGCUGUGGAGAGUGCCUGGGAGCCUAGUGUGGCCUGUCUCACUUUGCCAAGAGACGUGACCCACGAACACAUGGCAGCUCUGACCCAAAGGCCCCUCAGACUUGUGACAGUCGGCCUGGAGCCACAGACAGAUUCCCUCCGUUAGCAGCCCAUUGGGUUAGAAAUUCCAUGUUGGAUUUACUUAGAACAAAAGAUACUUGAAUUGUUGAGCGCCCGUGAGCGUACAGCUUCUGCCACCCAGUAUUACCAGAUGGCCAUUGUUGUCACCUGAGAGUGAUGCCUGAGGGUCUCGAUGAUGCUUGAGCCUUUUAUGUAACUUUUUAUCAAGUCUUUGUGUAGCUCAACCCAUUAAUAAAGAAAAGAAGAGCACUUGUCUUAUUUCCUCUUA
This is a messenger RNA of Hyaena hyaena (striped hyena), 4251 nucleotides long. It is a transcript of the gene MRAS, whose product is annotated as muscle RAS oncogene homolog. NCBI's taxonomy places the organism in Eukaryota, Metazoa, Chordata, Mammalia, Carnivora, Hyaenidae. The record is from RefSeq and is a predicted model, not a curated record. The transcript is spliced from 7 exons. Gene Ontology annotation, molecular function: GTPase activity; GTP binding; GDP binding. Gene Ontology annotation, cellular component: plasma membrane. Gene Ontology annotation, biological process: signal transduction. Bases 367 to 993 code for a protein of 208 amino acids.